AUGUCUGAUGACAAAACGGAUGAGGCCUAUAAUGAAUUUAUCAAAGAAUUUGAAUUGAAAUAUAGAUGGGAUAAUUAUAGCGAUAAUAUCUCUGCCUCAUCAUCCAUUGAAGACAACUUAUCAUAUGAAAUGAAAUUGAUCACUUGUACUGAUAGCGAGAAUACCCUAUCUGAUGAAAUGUCUGGGCUGAUUGCUACACAACUGCUUGAUAGAAAUCAAGUCACUGAGUAA
Funneliformis mosseae is the source of this 231-nucleotide messenger RNA. Lineage: Eukaryota; Fungi; Glomeromycota; Glomeromycetes; Glomerales; Glomeraceae. The record is from the annotation of a GenBank genome assembly.